Molecule: messenger RNA, 2442 nt
Organism: Entrophospora sp. SA101
Lineage: Eukaryota; Fungi; Glomeromycota; Glomeromycetes; Entrophosporales; Entrophosporaceae
Source: the annotation of a GenBank genome assembly
AUGUCUAAAAAUAAUUUAACAGGUGCUCAGAUAAUUGCAAAAUCUCUUAAAGAGCAAGGCAUUAAUGUGGUUUUUGGAAUAGUCGGGAUUCCAGUAGUUGAGGUUGCAGAAGCAAUAAUAUCUGAAGGAAUACGCUUUAUAGGUUUUCAUAAUGAACAAUCACUUAGUUAUGCGGCAGGAGCUUAUGGAUAUUUAACAGGAAGACCUGGUGUGUGUUUAGUAGUAUCAGGUCCUGGUGUUGUACAUGCAAUGGCAGGUGUCAUGAACGCAAAAGUAAAUUGUUGGCCAUUGUUGCUUCUUGGUGGUUCGUCAGAUAUUUACCAGGAAGGAAUGGGUGCUUUCCAAGAAUUAGACCAAGUAACAUUGUGCCAACCAAACACUAAAUAUUCAGCAAGACCAACUGAUCCAAAACAAAUUCCAAAUAUCAUUGACAAAGCUAUAAAGUUUUCAAUUUAUGGUCGACCUGGUCCUGUUUAUGUUGAUCUACCUGCAAAUUUCAUACAAGCUACAAUUGAUAUUAGUAGCAGUAGUGAGGCCGUAUCAAUAAAAUUUCCCAAAGGUCCGAUUGAUCCACCUAAAUCAUUAGCAAAUACUGAUGAUAUUAUCAAAGCUGUACAACUAUUACAAAAUGCUAAGAGCCCAUUAAUAAUUAUUGGUAAGGGAGCAUCAUAUUCACGAGCUGAAAAAGAAAUCAAUCAAUUGAUUGAACAUACAAAUAUCCCAUUUCUUCCAACACCAAUGGCUAAAGGAGUAGUACCUGACACACAUCCAUUAUGUGUUGCAGCUGCCAGAUCAAAAGCAUUAAAAGAUGCAGAUGUGAUACUAUUGUUAGGUGCUAGGCUUAACUGGAUACUUCAUUUUGGUUUACCACCUAAAUUCAAUAAAAAUGUAAAAAUCAUUCAGGCAGAUGUAUUACCAGAGGAACACUAUCAAAAUUCUAGAAUCUAUGUGGCGUUACUUGGCCAUCUACCAAAUGUUGUUUCACAACUCAUCUCAACCAUACAAACAACACAUUUUAAAUAUUCAAUUGCUAAUUCAAAUAUUUACCAGGAAGGAAUGGGUGCUUUCCAAGAAUUAGACCAAGUAACAUUGUGCCAACCAAACACUAAAUAUUCAGCAAGACCAACUGAUCCAAAACAAAUUCCAAAUAUCAUUGACAAAGCUAUAAAGUUUUCAAUUUAUGGUCGACCUGGUCCUGUUUAUGUUGAUCUACCUGCAAAUUUCAUACAAGCUACAAUUGAUAUUAGUAGCAGUAGUGAGGCCGUAUCAAUAAAAUUUCCCAAAGGUCCGAUUGAUCCACCUAAAUCAUUAGCAAAUACUGAUGAUAUUAUCAAAGCUGUACAACUAUUACAAAAUGCUAAGAGCCCAUUAAUAAUUAUUGGUAAGGGAGCAUCAUAUUCACGAGCUGAAAAAGAAAUCAAUCAAUUGAUUGAACAUACAAAUAUCCCAUUUCUUCCAACACCAAUGGCUAAAGGAGUAGUACCUGACACACAUCCAUUAUGUGUUGCAGCUGCCAGAUCAAAAGCAUUAAAAGAUGCAGAUGUGAUACUAUUGUUAGGUGCUAGGCUUAACUGGAUACUUCAUUUUGGUUUACCACCUAAAUUCAAUAAAAAUGUAAAAAUCAUUCAGGCAGAUGUAUUACCAGAGGAACACUAUCAAAAUUCUAGAAUCUAUGUGGCGUUACUUGGCCAUCUACCAAAUGUUGUUUCACAACUCAUCUCAACCAUACAAACAACACAUUUUAAAUAUUCAAUUGCUAAUUCAAGUUAUUUUCAAUCUCUGAAUAAAAAGAUCAAUGAGAAUAUCACAACAGUUCAGAAAAAGUUUCAAGAUGAAAAAAUUCCCAUGAGUUAUCAUCGUGCAUUUUGGGAAAUUAAGAAAAGAUUGCCAAAAAAAAAUUUUGUUAUGGUUAGCGAAGGUGCUAAUACUAUGGACAUUGCAAGAUCUGUUUUUGAUUUGGAAGAGCCAAGAUGCAGAUUAGAUGCAGGAACUUUUGCAACUAUGGGAGUUGGGAUUGGAUUCUCCAUUGCAGCAAAAUUAUGCUAUCCAAAUAAACGGGUAAUAGCAAUUGUUGGUGAUUCAGCAUUCGGUUUUAGUGCAAUGGAAAUUGAAACAGUUGUACGUGCACAAAUUCCAAUUCUAAUUAUUGUAAUCAAUAAUAAUGGCAUCUACCAUGGACUUGAUGCUGAUUCUUAUGCAAAAAUACCAAUCAACCAAUUACCAUCAACAGCUUUACUACCAAAUCUAAGAUACGACUUAGUAGCUGAUGCAUUUGGUGGCAAAGGAUAUUUUGUAAAAUCACCCAAAGAAUUAGAUAAUGCUCUUGAAGAAACAAUCAGUGAUGAGAGUAAUAGUUGCAUUGUUAUUAAUGUUAUGAUCGAACCUGGUGGUAAUAAAAAAUUGGAAUUUGCAUGGAUGGAAACAACUAAAUCAAAGUUAUAA